UCUCAUUCUCCGAGCUCCGGUUCUUGUUCAUCGCAACAGAAGGAAAAUACACCUGAAGGAAGAGAAGUAAUACAGUGCGCCGCCAGAAUCAGACACCAAAAAAAGGAAAAGCUAUAAAAAUGUUCCUGCGAUUGAUCGCGCGGCCGUUGUUGGCGAAGGUGAAAGAGACGACGGGGAUCGUUGGAUUAGACGUCGUCCCCAACGCCAGGGAAGUCCUGAUCGGGCUCUACAACAAGACCCUUAAGGAGAUCCAGGCCGUACCAGAAGACGAGGGCUACCGUAAGGCCGUGGAGAGCUUCACGCGCCACCGUCUGAAGGUCUGCCAAGAGGAAGAAGACUGGGAAAUGAUCGAGAAGCGCCUCGGAUGCGGCCAGGUCGAGGAGCUCAUCGAGGAAGCUCGUGACGAGCUCACUCUUAUCGGGAAAAUGAUCGAGUGGGAUCCUUGGGGUGUUCCCGAUGACUAUGAAUGUGAGGUUAUCGAAAACGAUGCUCCAGUUCCCAAGCAUGUUCCACUGCACCGUCCCGGUCCACUCCCAGAGGAGUUCUACAAGACGCUCGAAGCCCUUUCUAAAAAGGAUGAGCCUAAAAUCACAUCCGGGGAGCCACAGAUAAAAGAAUAAGCAUGCUGAAGUGUUUUGGCUAGAGACACUUAGGUUUUCAAAGUCGAAUAUUGCAUUUUUCUAAUCAUCCUUUUAUUUAUGUUUUUCUUUUUCUUUUCAAUCUUGUAUUGUCCCUGUUCUUUAAUGAAUCAGAUGUUAAACCCUAAAGACAAAAGCUGGAAUCAUUCAGCUGCUAAUAAUGUUAAUAUGAUUGGGGUUCCCUCAGCUAUUUUUCUCCAUCCUAAA
This is a messenger RNA of Hibiscus syriacus, 845 nucleotides long. Its product is annotated as probable NADH dehydrogenase [ubiquinone] 1 alpha subcomplex subunit 5, mitochondrial. Lineage: Eukaryota; Viridiplantae; Streptophyta; Magnoliopsida; Malvales; Malvaceae. Gene Ontology annotation, biological process: respiratory electron transport chain. The record is from RefSeq and is a predicted model, not a curated record. Bases 120 to 620 code for a protein of 166 amino acids. The transcript has 2 exons.